Arabidopsis thaliana (thale cress) is the source of this 1103-nucleotide messenger RNA. Its product is annotated as sarcosine dehydrogenase-2C protein. Bases 73 to 423 code for a protein of 116 amino acids. The record is from RefSeq and is marked reviewed. NCBI's taxonomy places the organism in Eukaryota, Viridiplantae, Streptophyta, Magnoliopsida, Brassicales, Brassicaceae. The transcript is spliced from 3 exons.
AAGAGCAACGGUUCGGUGUCUCUCUCACUCGUCUCUUCCGUUUCGAUCUCUGAGACUUUUGUAGCGAAAAAAAUGGAGAAAAAGGAAGAAGAUGACACGCCACUCGUAGGGAUAUUCUGUCUGAAAACAAGACAAGACAUGAAAAGGUUCGAAGAAACAGAGGAUUGCUUUAUCCUCGAUUUCGAUCCUUUUGAUUCGUUCGACGUUAAAAAACUCACCUUUACCGAUGAUGUUCGUGAAGAUUAUCCACAUCCAAGACAUUUCUGUUUGAAUUUUCCAUUUGGAUCAACUCCUAAUUCAAGCCACUGUGAUUUGUGUUACUGUUACGUGUGUGAUAAGCCUGCUCCUUGUGCAGAGUGGACUAUAUCGACUUCACAUUGCAAUGCGUAUGACUCUGCUUUGUGGAAUUUGUGUAGGACAUAGUGAAAUCUGGCUACUUCUACGGAUUAGAGAUCUUUCUUAUGACUUCAUCAGUUAAGUAGUUUCUUCAUCUCUGGCUAGACUAAUAGAUUGAUUUAGGUUUUAGAGAAGUAAUGUGACGUAAUGACAUUUCCUUAGUAUGAACUUGUUUAUUAUGCAUUGAAGUUUCAUUUGCAAAUUUCUUGAAAAGUAAUGGAGAAUGUUGCUUCUAGGUUACUACUUUUAAACUCUUAGGUUUUUCGCUAUCGAUAGUUCACGGAGGAAGUAAGAGCACGGUUUUUGGGUCAUCUGAAUUGUUCUUUCCUAUUAAUCUUUUUUGACAUUUUUUGAUCCAGUUUGAGCAUUUAGAUUCAACCAUAGCUCAAAGAAUGUCUAAGGGGUUCAAUGCAUAAAAGGCUUGAUGGUGAUUUUAAGAUCAUGAGAAAAUUUGCAAUUAAAGAGGCUCUUGAAGAACAAACAACUUUUAGUACCUAAAUAUGAUAUAGCUUCCAUAACUUCAAAUGUUUAAAUCCCUAAGCGAUUGAAAACAGAGAGACUUGGAAAAUGUUCUAAUAUGGGCCUGUAAUUUUGGUUGGGACUUGUUUUUGUAGAACGUUGACUAUUGACUUUAUAGAUACUUUCUACUUCCUAUCAAUAAUGCUGAUGAUGUUCACAAUUCCAAUAGCUAUACCGGUCAUUUGGCU